Molecule: messenger RNA, 658 nt
Organism: Osmia bicornis bicornis
Lineage: Eukaryota; Metazoa; Arthropoda; Insecta; Hymenoptera; Megachilidae
Gene: PDCD-5
Product: programmed cell death protein 5
Exons: 4
Coding region: 109-495 (128 amino acids)
Cellular component (GO): nucleus; cytosol
Molecular function (GO): DNA binding
Source: RefSeq, a predicted model, not a curated record
UAUAAUAGGAGUUUCGUUAGAAUUGUGUGCGAGUGUUUACGACUAGAAAAACAUUAAAUUUCAAAGGUUUCUCAAAAAUCGAAUAGUUAACAACAAAUACUUUUAAAAAUGUCAGACCCAGAACUUGAAGCAAUAAGGCAGCAACGAUUAGCUCAGUUGCAAUCUCAAUAUAAGCCUGGCAAUGCAGAGAAUAAACAAGCAAUGGAAGAGAAAAUGCAACAGAUGCAAGAGAUGAGAAAUUCUAUUCUAACCCAAGUAUUAGAUCAGUCAGCCAGAGCAAGAUUAAAUACAUUAUCUCUUGGAAAACCUGAAAAGGGUAAAAUGGUAGAAGAUAUGUUAUUAAGCAUGGCACAGAGAGGUCAGUUACCUGGUAAACUUGGAGAGAAAGAACUUAUUAAUUUGCUUGAAAGUAUAAAUCAGCAGACACAACAGAGAACUGUUGUUAAGUUUGACAGGAGAAGAGCAGCAUUGGAUUCUGAUGAUGAAGAUUUAUAACACUUAUAAUUGUUACAUGGUUUAUGAAGCAGCGACAAAGCUUUUCUGAUUUACUUUUUUGAAUAACAAUUGAGGUAACAAUACACAACUAUACGCUUAAUUAGCUGUACAUUUUUAUUUUUUACAAUAUAUUGAAAUAAAAAGGAAAAAAUUAUGUAUUGAA